AACACAAGGAGGAAAAUGUUCAUUAUUAAAUUGUUUUCAGUUAUCAGGGCUGCGCUGCUCGGCAUCGGAGUAGCGGUCCAGUUGAAGGUCACGGUGAUAACGGACCUGGUCGAUGGCUGGUACGAGUUCGGACCCAUCGCCACCAUGGUGGUGGGGUCCAUCGUGUUCUUCAUCGCCUUCCUGGGGUGCUGCGGCGCUAUACGGGAGAGCAACUGCAUGCUUGUCACUUACUCGAUCUUCAUGAUCGUACUGAUGGUGCUGAAGGUGGCCCUGGCGACGGUGGUGUUCGUGAACGCCGACUCUCUGGCCACCAGCGUCAAGACCGAGUUCAACAACCUCUUCCAGAACAACCAGACGGAGUUCCACAAGAUCGAGACGGCGCUGAGUUGCUGCGGCACCGAAGGCGGGCAGUCGUACGGGGCGAACAUCGUGUCCCUGCCGCCGAGCUGCUGCGCCGAGGGCGCCGUCGCCUGCACUCUGCUCAACUCCUACCCUGGCUGCAACCGGCGGGCCGAGGACUUCAUCUCCACCUUCAGCACGGCUAUUGGUGCUGUUUGCAUUGUCGUCGCCGCUUUGGAGCUGGUAGCGGUGGUGUUUGGUCUGUGUCUCGCGAACCACGUGCGGAACAGGGACAGAAGAACACGUUACUGAAUAUCUGUCUCUUACUUCAUAUUACGACGUGAGAAGAACCGCACGGGUCUUCAUGUCAUUUAGUUAUAAGUGCAGUUUUAAGACAAAUUGUAGUGGGUUGGGUUAAGACCGAAUUAUGUUAAAAUCAUGUAAGGAGGUCAUACGGCAAAUUGUUACAUUUGGUUUGGGUGUUUUUGCAGGUUGAUACAUUUGCUACUUGCUACCUUAAACUCGCGUUUAGUAGUAAAAUGUAUAAACACUAUAAACAUUUUAUAUACCUACUCUGAUCAUUAUGUAAACAGGCCAAAUGUAAAGACCAGACACACAUCCGUAUUGACCUUAAACAAUUUGAUAAAUAAUUAUACUUAAUUCGAACUUAGCCUAUCCUAACUAUGUACCUACUUAAUGUAUAAAGUCUAAAUACAUUUUGAAUAGGAGACCGCAACAAUUACUAAGUAUAAAUAAUCUCUUA
Leguminivora glycinivorella is the source of this 1102-nucleotide messenger RNA. RefSeq names its product 23 kDa integral membrane protein-like. The transcript is spliced from 4 exons. NCBI's taxonomy places the organism in Eukaryota, Metazoa, Arthropoda, Insecta, Lepidoptera, Tortricidae. The record is from RefSeq and is a predicted model, not a curated record. The coding region runs from base 16 to 651 and encodes 211 amino acids. Gene Ontology annotation, cellular component: membrane.